This is a messenger RNA of Vigna unguiculata (cowpea), 947 nucleotides long. RefSeq names its product membrane protein insertion efficiency factor. Lineage: Eukaryota; Viridiplantae; Streptophyta; Magnoliopsida; Fabales; Fabaceae. The record is from RefSeq and is a predicted model, not a curated record.
GAAUUAUUGCUCUCAGUAUAACACAGUUUUGUUGUCGUCACAAAUGCUCUGCGCGCGGGUCUGAAGGCUUCAUAACGGUGGAGCGUGUGUCGUGGCGUCACCAUGGCCAAUCUUUUUCUAUCUCCCAACUCCUAUUCUCCCACUCUAAUUCAAAACCGUAACCUCUCUUCUAUUAAAAUCAAAAUCAAUCGACGCCACUAUCCUUUCCGAACCCUACAACAUCAUUACAUCCGCUUGGUUUGUGCAUUAAAGGAAGAUUCCAACCCUGAAACUGUCCAAGAUGGCGAGGUGAAAAAUUUAGGAGUCAAAGUUGCGCUGUCCAUGUUGAGAUUCUAUAAGAGGGAAAUUUCACCAAUUUUGCCUAAGAGCUGUCGCUAUGUUCCUACAUGCAGUGAAUAUUCCAUGGAGGCUUAUAAGCGAUAUGGAGUAGUGAAGGGUACAGUUUUGACUGCGUGGCGUCUCUGUCGAUGCAAUCCCCUUGGUGGGCAUGGUUAUGAUCCACCUAGAUGGUUUGGUGAGCCUCGUCUACCGGAAGAUGUUGACGACUGAUUGACAUGAAUGGCUGAUUUUAAGAGUGGAAGUGAAGCUUUGAUUGGGUGUAAUUAUCUCAAAUGGUGCAUUGAAGAUGGUGAUGACAAAAUGGAUGCUACUAUUAUGAGGCAAAGAAGGAAUAUAUAUAAUCUAGAGAAAGAAGUUAAGGUAUGGAGAAAGUGGGUGAAGUUGUUAAUAUGGUUGGUUUGUUUGUUAGGUGUAGUUAACAUGGUUGUAGUCUCUUUGUUGAUGAAAAUUCCAUGAUUAGGUGUAUUGAGUAUGGUAUGUAGAUUAGGUGUUCAUGGUUGUAGGAUUUCACUUUAUGUGAAGGGAAGGUUGAGUUGUAUUAUGUAAUGUUAUGAAAUGAAUGAAAAUUUUUAGUUAUUGAAAAGUUUGAGUUAUUGACAUUUGCCAAA